Molecule: messenger RNA, 897 nt
Organism: Epithele typhae
Lineage: Eukaryota; Fungi; Basidiomycota; Agaricomycetes; Polyporales; Epitheliaceae
Exons: 4
Cellular component (GO): nucleus; Z disc
Molecular function (GO): transcription coregulator activity
Source: RefSeq, a predicted model, not a curated record
CCCUACCCAUCUCCUGUCUCGCCUCAAACUACGCAAAAUGCACCUCCCCAGAAUGGACGGCGUCCUCUCCCCGAUCCCCGAACACUGCCCGCCCCUUCUGGCAAUAACCAAGUGUUUCCUACUCCAAGGUCGUCGCCUUCCCCGCAACCUCACGUGCCUACCCAUCGUCCAACGCAGUCGGUUCCGAGUGCGUUCCUACCUCCCGCUCGCCCAGUUUCCGUGGGUAGAGUUCCAUCCGCACAGCCGCCAAAUGUCAAUGGGUUCUCUACCACAGGUCUCGUAUGCGGCGGAUGCGGAGGCGCUAUCAUCGGCCGCAUCGUGAGCGCGAUGGACAUGAGGUGGCACCCGGGAUGCUUCAGGUGCUGCGAGUGUGACGAGCUGCUGGAAAACCUCAGUUCGUAUGCGCACGAUGGGAAGCCGUAUUGCCAUCUGGAUUACCACGAGCUGUUCGCGCCGAAAUGCUACCACUGUCAGACUACGAUUGUGGACGAGCGGUUCAUCACUCUCGACGACCACGAGCUCGGCAAACGGACGUACCACGAACAACACUUCUUCUGCGCGGAAUGUGGAGAUCCAUUCCUGCCCACAUCGGACCCUGGCGCGCCCUCGCGUACAUUCGCUGGAGAUGGCGCGUUUGCGGACGACGACGUUGGCUUCACGGUAUACCGUGGUCAUCCGUACUGCGAGUCGUGCCAUGUCCGGCUGCGGAUGCCGAAGUGCAAGAAGUGCAAGAAGAGUAUCCGUGACGGGAUGCAGGCAGUGGAGGCUCUGGGUGGGAAGUGGUGCUGGGAGUGCUUCACUUGCGCCAGCUGUGACAAGCCCUUCGACAACCCCGCAUUCUUCCAGCGCGAGAACAAACCCUUUUGCGAAAACUGCUUCAGUAUUAUGAUUCGGAAC